Messenger RNA from Apaloderma vittatum (bar-tailed trogon), 1680 nucleotides. RefSeq names its product phosphodiesterase 9A (gene PDE9A). Gene Ontology annotation, biological process: cGMP catabolic process. The record is from RefSeq and is a predicted model, not a curated record. Bases 124 to 1680 code for a protein of 518 amino acids. NCBI's taxonomy places the organism in Eukaryota, Metazoa, Chordata, Aves, Trogoniformes, Trogonidae. The transcript has 18 exons. Gene Ontology annotation, molecular function: 3',5'-cyclic-GMP phosphodiesterase activity.
GAUACAGAAGAGCGGGGACACCAAACUGUCAGGCAGCGGUGGCUCGGCUUGGUAGGAUAAACCUUAUUUUCCUGCUCUGUUUGACACUGGGAAAAAGUCCAGUGACAGCCCAACUGUAGCAAGAUGGGAUCUGCCUCCUCAACUUACCGGCCCAAGUGUAUUUAUUUGGAUAUUGAUGGAAGAAUUCAAAAGGUGCUCUUUAGUAAAUACUGCAACUCCAAAGAUAUUAUGGACCUAUUCUGCAUCGCAACAGGGUUACCAAGGAACACGACGAUCUCCCUUUUGACAGCAGACAAUUGCAUGGUAUCCAUUGAUCCCACAAUGCCUGCAAACUCAGAGAGGUCUCCAUACAAAGUGAUACCUGUUGCCACUGGGCAGCUCUCAGAGAAAGAAGAAUUGUUUCAGAAUUUAUUGGGACAGAUUGCUGAGCAGUUCUCAAGGGUUUUUAAAAUCAAUGAGCUGAAAACGGAAGUAGCUAAUCACUUGGCAAUGCUGGAGAAAAAGGUUGAAUUGGAAGGCCUGAAAGUAGUGGAGAUUGAGAAAUGCAAGAGCGACAUUAAAAAGAUGAGGGAGGAAAUGGCAGCAAGAAGCAGCAGGACUAGCUGUCCCUGCAAGUACAGCUUUCUGGAUGAAAACAAGAGGCCGACUCCCCGGCGUGAUGUACCAUCCUACCCAAAGUACAUGCUGUCCCAGGAGACCAUAGAAGCGCUUCGGAAACCAACAUUUGACGUCUGGCUGUGGGAGCCCAAUGAGAUGCUGAGUUGUUUGGAACAUAUGUACCAUGAUCUUGGGUUGGUGAAAGAUUUCAACAUCAAUCCUAUCACAUUAAAGAGAUGGUUGCUGUGUAUUCAUGACAAUUACAGAAACAAUCCCUUUCACAAUUUCCGGCACUGCUUCUGCGUGACCCAGAUGAUGUACAGCAUGAUCUCUCUCUGCAGCCUCCAGGAGAAAUUUUCCCAAAUUGACAUCUUAAUUCUCAUGACUGCAGCAGUAUGCCAUGACUUGGACCAUCCAGGCUAUAACAAUACCUAUCAGAUAAAUGCACGAACGGAGCUUGCGGUACGCUACAACGACAUCUCCCCACUGGAGAACCACCACUGCGCUGUGGCUUUCCAGAUCAUUUCCCAGCCAGAAUACAACAUUUUCUCCAACGUCAACCAGGAGCAAUUCAAGCAGAUAAGACAGGGGAUAAUUACGCUAAUCCUGGCUACAGACAUGGCGAGACAUGCUGAAAUACUGGACUCUUUCAAGGAAAAAAUGGAAAAUUUUGAUUACUCAAAUGAAGAACACAUGACCUGUCUGAAGAUGAUACUGAUAAAAUGCUGUGAUAUUUCCAAUGAAGUCCGUCCGAUGGAAGUAGCAGAGCCCUGGGUAGAUUGCUUACUAGAGGAAUAUUUUAUGCAGAGCGACCGGGAAAAAUCUGAGGGGCUUCCAGUGGCACCAUUCAUGGACCGCGACAAAGUGACAAAGCCAACAGCACAAAUUGGCUUCCUAAAGUUUGUUCUCAUCCCCAUGUUCGAAACAGUAACAAAGCUAUUUCCAGAAGUGGAGGAGGUGAUGCUCCAGCCACUUUGGGAAUCCAGGGACCGCUACGAGGAAUUAAAACAGAUAGAUGAUGCUAUGAAAGAGUCCCAGAACAAGAAAAGUGAAAGUUUGACCAACGGCAGCACUGAAAAGUGA